AUGUCGCGAAUCACGCUGACAGAGACGACUGCUUCCGGAGUCCUGCUCAACACGUACGUAGUGACACCUACGGAGGUAACGCCUGCUGAACGAAGCGGACGAGAUGAUCACCACGCUCAUUCAUCGUCGCGUACCAAUGCGAGGAUAGAUGUCAUCAGUCCAGAGAUCACGACGACCCAUGGCACUGCAUCGGAGACUACCAAAGCCUCCUCGUCAGGACUGUCGAUCUCGUCGCUACGGGAUUCCGUGCUGGCGCCGUUUCUUCCAGUCGGCUAUCCGGACAGUGUAUCACCAGACUACACUUCCUACCAGCGCAAGUCCUUCUCUCCCAAAAUCCCGUUCUACGACUCACUACAAGCCGCUCUCUCAACGAUCGCCUCCCUGCUCGCCUCGCGCGCCGUUCUCACCACGCUCGGUGUAGGCUCCGCGGAUGCGACCACUGCCCUGGCAAUCAACCUCUCAAUCUUCCAGACCACCAUUUCCAACAUCAGCUCCAUCCUCUUUGCGCAUCGAUUCGCCACCGCUAUCGCUCAAGACGUCAAAUUUUACCGCUUCUUCGCAGACAUCGUUAAUGAUACAGCUUUUGUGCUAGACGUGUUGAGCCAUCGCUGCCACAGUAUGGGCGUAUCCCAGCUCUCUGUAUCGCGUCAGCAUGUCGCAGUAUCUGCGGCGUGGCAGGAGGUGCGAGCAAAGCAGUGUUGA
Cyphellophora attinorum is the source of this 702-nucleotide messenger RNA. RefSeq names its product RUS1 family protein C16orf58. The coding region runs from base 1 to 702 and encodes 233 amino acids. NCBI's taxonomy places the organism in Eukaryota, Fungi, Ascomycota, Eurotiomycetes, Chaetothyriales, Cyphellophoraceae. The transcript is spliced from 2 exons. The record is from RefSeq and is a predicted model, not a curated record.